AUGUCAGCUCCACAGAUUGACACCAGAUGGCAGCAGAUGGCGGGCAGUCUUGUCGCAAUCGCAGCAGGCAUACGUGCAGACAGCAGCAUCCUUGAUCUAAGCCCAGAAGGAAUCUUCCGAAACGCCAUCACCCUGCUUCAGCAACGACAUUCACGGCUUGCUAUCUUCCUCGGCACCACUAUACCUCUCGCCGUACUUGCGUACGCUAUCUACGACAAGCUUGGGGCGGUCUUCAGAGCUUUCCAGAGCUUGCGCCAACUCAAGACCUUUUUCUCCCCGUCGGUCACCAUCCAAUUUUCGCACCCUAUGAGAUUCGUUGUGCUUGCUUGGUUGGCGAACAAUUCUAAAGCGUCUCCCAAAUCGAUGGCAUUGCAGACAUCAGGUAGCCUCUACGAGCAUACGAGUCCCAGGAACACUCUCGAAUACAUCUCACACAUGGAUGAGACUUCAUUGCGCUUCAAUGGCCGGACUUUCUAUGUUACCCGAGGUUCAGGGCCGGUCUACGAGGAAGAGAAGCUGGUGAGACCUGCCAAGGACAUGAAGAUCUCGUACACGUCAUUCUGGGGCACCAACAACAUCACACCUAUCAAGGAAUUCCUCGCAAUGGUACAUUCCAACUCCACCAAGAGCAAAGAGACCCUCUUCCACCGCGUCGACCAAGACGGCAUGGGCUGGACACAGCCUGUUGGAAAGGUUCCUCGAAGCAUGAACUCAAUUGCGAUGGCAACACAGACGAAAGAAGACCUGGUGAAGGACGUCAAAUCAUACCUCAGCGAGGAGUCCAAGGCUUGGUACGCUUCGGUCGGUAUUCCCCAUCGCCGAGGGUACCUCUUCUACGGUCCACCUGGCUGUGGCAAAUCUUCCGUGGCAUCAGCUCUCGCAGGCGACUUCAAACUUCAAGUGUUCAGUAUAGCAGUGUCCAAUCCAGCAUUGACAGAUGAUGCACUCGAAGCGCUAUUUGCUCAGCUUCCUGACAGAAGUCUAGUACUACUCGAGGACGUCGACAGUGCUGGCAUUGAGCGAUCGACGCCAGACGCGAAAGGCAAGUCAGACAAGAAGUCAGACCCCGCUCUUGUUUGCCCUGGAAGAAUUGACAUGCCCGUUCUCUUCGCCAACGCAAAUCACGAGAUCAUGCAGCAGAUGUUUGCAAAGAUCUUUGCUGACCUUCCAGGCGAUUCUACGAUCAGCUCACAGUACGACAUCCCGAAGCUCUCCCAAGCCUUCGCAGCGAGCAUUCCGGAGGACAAGCUCACACCUGCCGAGCUCCAGAACUUCUUGCUAAUGCACCGGGCUUCCCCUGUUAACGCUGUCGAGAAAGCCAAGGCCUGGGCCGAAACCCUGAUCGAGACCAAGGCUCAGGGCCGUAACGUGUCACACUUCACCGGUCAAAUCGGCGAGACAAGACCAAGCCCGACACAGGCAGCGCCAACGACAACGAACACUGCAAUGGCUCCGCCAGCUAUGCCGGAGCCCGCACUCUCCAUCUCAGCCAUGAAAAACGGAUUCGCUAUGGCUCCAGGUACUCCCACCCAGAUCAGUCCCAGCAACACCACACUCGUUAAGGCGACGCAGCCACCGACCGUAGACGAGCACAAUCCUGACGAUGACCACUCUUCUGAUGACGAAUCCUCUGACGACGAUGAAGAGAAUCAGUCCCCAGAAGAGCUCAAGAUGGAGAUCAAGGACCUCAAGGCGAGACUCGCACGUGUCAAGAGACCCCUGACCGACUACGGUAGUACUCAUGGUGGCAGGAGCUUGUUCGGACGUGAUUGCAUGCCGGCACCCACGCAACAAGCAUUCCAUAGGUUCUAG
Molecule: messenger RNA, 1812 nt
Organism: Fulvia fulva
Lineage: Eukaryota; Fungi; Ascomycota; Dothideomycetes; Mycosphaerellales; Mycosphaerellaceae
Product: putative mitochondrial chaperone bcs1
Exons: 2
Coding region: 1-1812 (603 amino acids)
Biological process (GO): protein insertion into mitochondrial inner membrane from matrix; mitochondrial respiratory chain complex III assembly
Cellular component (GO): mitochondrial inner membrane
Molecular function (GO): ATP hydrolysis activity; ATP binding
Source: RefSeq, a predicted model, not a curated record